Molecule: messenger RNA, 1611 nt
Organism: Theobroma umbraticum
Lineage: Eukaryota; Viridiplantae; Streptophyta; Magnoliopsida; Malvales; Malvaceae
Product: transcription factor MYB46
Source: RefSeq, a predicted model, not a curated record
CUAGUUAGGAUCAACAAAAAUAACCCAGCAAGGUUAUUAUUAUAGGAUCCAAAGACUAAGCUCUGUCUUUCUCUCUUGGGAGAUUGAUUUCAUGAUGAGGAAGCCUGAUCCAUCUGCCAAGGGUAGCAAUGGAGGCAACAAUAAUGGUACUAAUAAGCUUAGGAAAGGGCUGUGGUCACCGGAGGAAGAUGACAAGCUCAUGAACUAUAUGAUAACCAAUGGCCAGGGCUGUUGGAGUGAUGUUGCUAGAAAUGCUGGUCUGCAGAGGUGUGGCAAGAGCUGCCGGCUUCGUUGGAUCAAUUACUUGAGACCUGAUCUCAAACGAGGGGCGUUUUCGCCUCAGGAAGAAGAGCUCAUCGUCCAUUUGCAUUCCAUUCUUGGCAACAGGUGGUCUCAAAUUGCGGCUCGCCUGCCUGGUCGUACAGACAAUGAAAUAAAGAACUUUUGGAAUUCAACGAUAAAGAAAAGGCUGAAGAAUUUGUCAUCCACUCCGUCACCAAACGCUAGUGAUUCAUCGUCGGAGCCUAACAAAAAUGCCAUGGCUGGGUUCAUGUCAAUGCAAGAACAAGGCAUUUUGCCUGUGUACAUGGAUUUAUCAUCAACUUCACCCAACUCUUCCUUGCAAUCCAUGGUUCUGAAUCACACAGGCAAGUCUUUACCAACGCUGGAGGCAGGGCUAAACGUGUUUGGGGCGACUGGGUGCUUCAAUCCGGCCUCAUGUGUGACACAGGUUGGGGUAAAUGGUGACAGUUUCUAUGGGGAAAAUGAGAUAUUCGGCAGUGUUGACAAUGGGGUAGAAAGGGAGCUAUAUGUCCCUCCUCUAGAAAGCAUUGGAGAAAACCUUAAAACCGAAAAUACAUAUGAUAGGAACAUCAAUAACCCUUUCAAUAUCAUAAAUAGUACUAAUAACAACAACUACAAAGCAGAAAACAUAGCCGGCGCCGUUGGGAAUUUUUGGCUAGGAGAAGAGAUAAAAGUUGGAGAAUGGGACUUGGAGGAUUUGAUGAAGGAUGUUUCUUCCUUCCCUUUUCUUGAUUUCCAAAGCUGAAUAAGUAAACAGUUAGUUACCCCGCCCUGCCUCCAAAUUUUAUCUUCUAGUCCCUUUCCAAACCUUAACCCUACAAAUAUCCUAGUCAUGCAAUCCUUAUAAAAAUCAGCAAAAACCUAUUAUCGAGUUACCAAAUCUCCCUCGAGGCUCACAGGUUUUGUGGGAUUCAUUAGGAGUUUGGUCUCUCAUCAAAAACAUUUGUCUAAGUUGUAGAAUAGCUGAAUUUGGAAUAAAGGGUCGCAUUUGGGGACCUUGAAAAUCGUUGUAAGUAUGUUUCCGAUGAAGCGGCAAAGGAGUACUUGGAUUGACUGAUGAAGCAUCAUGAGAAGAAAUAAUUAAUUAUAGUACUUCCUAUGCAUGUGAAUAGUCCAUGUAAACAGUGUUAGAGAAAUUAAGGAUUAUUAGUAGGCGGUCGGCACAUAAAAUUGUUAGUUUCUUGAGAUCGAGAUUGAGGUUGAUGUACAAAGCAAAGCAAUGUCAAGUGGAGAGAAACACAUAAGAAAUUAAUAGACUGUAUUAUUACAUUUUGACAAAAAUAUAAUAAAAAUCUUGAUCUCCUUUUA